Salvelinus sp. IW2-2015 is the source of this 2833-nucleotide messenger RNA. The record is from RefSeq and is a predicted model, not a curated record. NCBI's taxonomy places the organism in Eukaryota, Metazoa, Chordata, Actinopteri, Salmoniformes, Salmonidae.
UACUUGUUGAAACAUAUCAGUGAUGCUGAGACAUGGCUUCUACAAGACAAUCUGCUUUAGAGUACAUUACAAAUGGAAGGUUACAUCUCAUUGGAAGGCUCCAGAAUCUGCCCCUCAUUGUGGAAAACCUGUUCCAGCGCAAGGUUCUUCACGAGGAGGAAGUCAGUAAAAUUCAGGCAGAAGUUGACCGUUUUGACCAAACCAGAAAAAUACUGGACUGGGUGUCGGCCAAAGGAGAGGCUGCAUGCUACGAGUUACUGGCGAUUCUAGACAUCACAAGGAAGAGGACCUUAGACGACGCUGACUUACAGCAAUGGAUCAGCUGCUUCCCCUUCGAGGAAGACCCAGAGAUGACAGACUACUUUGUUGGUUCAAAACCCUGUCACGGAUAUCAAGAACAGCUGAAAUGUAAAGCACAGAGCAUCACAGAGGGUGCAUGGAAACAAAGCUGUAGUCUCCUACCAGAGAGAUGUAGAAAUGAGGGGACUUUCUCUUACACCCCUCUUGUGUUAGAUACACAUGUGCAUUCAUCUGACUCUGAAAUUAAAAUGAAGAAUAAAAUAUGCAAGAAAGCUCGGCCUAAAAAGCUAAAGAGCUUCAUCCCCAUGUCCAAACAGGAAACAUCACCUGCUGAGCUGCUAAAAACACAUGAGAAAAAAAUCCUCCUUUUUGGAAAACCUGGAAUUGGAAAAACAACAGUCGCCCAUCAAAUGUUGAACCUCUGGGCAGAGAAAKAUCACAGAGAACUAGAUUACAUGUUUUAUUUUGAUGUGAGAGACAUUUCACACAGAAAACCCAUGAACCUGGAGGACCUUCUCUUUAACAUGUACAGUGAGCCARAAGAAAGCAAAGAAGAAGUGUUACAGGAUAUUAAGAAGAACUCUGAAAAYGUUGUCAUCAUAUUUGAUGGAAUCACAGGCACAGAACUCUCCUCUCUGUCGGUAGUAAAGGACCUUGUGGAGAACCUCCUCCCGGAUGCAAAGAUUGUGACCACAUGCAGACCAGAUCAAUCUGAAGACUUCCUGACAGACUGGCCCGUAGACUGGUUCAGAGUGGAGGUCAAAGGGUUCAGUGAUGAAUCCAUCAGGGCUUACUUAACACAGAUGCUGAGUGCUGAGCCUGACUCCUUGAGCAGUGUGUUAAACAACCUAGAGUUGUUCAGUCUGUGCCAUGUCCCAAUGUAUGCACUGAUGGUGGUUACCUGCAUGUAUUUCCCUACCUCAGAGGCUUCUAAACAGACAUGUACUAUAACUGAAAUGUACAGCAACAUCCUCCGUCACUGCAUCCAAAAACACAGUGGAAAACAACUUAAGGAUAUCGACAAUUGUCUCAAAGAAAACAGAGAGAAAAUAUUGUCUUUGGCAGAAAUUGCUUUUGAUGCGACAAAUGAAAAAAACAUGAACUUGACAACACUGAGUUGUGAAGAAAGCAGUGUCCAWUUUGCRUUCUUGGGGGCAYUUAUGGUUAASRUUKCACCYACARCGUCAGACACYUACUCUGCAUUUCUCCACUACACAAUGCAGGAGUUCUUUGGUGCCCUUUGGCUCUUACAGAAUCCAGACAAAAUCAGAGAGGUUCUAGAGAAGUGCCAGACUGAAGAAUGGAAACACACAAAACACUUGAUUCCUUUCCUGUGUGGCCUUCUGAAUGAGAGGAAUAUUAGAUUGGUAAACGGUCUAGUUCCAGAUCAACAGAUCAAGAAGACGUCAGAUUGGUUCUUCAAGGAAGUGGUGAACACGUUUCUUCCAUCUCAAACAAACCAAGAUCAUGCAGAAGGUGGUGCUCCUGAGUUUGAGAUAGAUCUUCUGUUUUUGUGUCAGUGCUUGUAUGAAUAUCAGUCUACUGAUGCCUGUCAGCUUCUCCUGGACAAACUGGACUAUCAUCUAGACCUGAGUGGAGAACAUCUUGAUCCUCACCAGUGCUGUGCAGUCUCUUAUGUGACCAGUCAGUCUGCAGAGAGAAAKGUUGGCUUGGACCUGRAYRGCUGCACUGUGUCAGACCAAGGAGUAAGGCUGAUACUGGGCUCUCUGAAGAACGUCAGACAUCUUGGAAAUGUGAUUUGCUGCGGAGUCUUGGACUCCAUUGUGAAGGAUUAUGAGAUUCAAACAGGCAGGAGUUUCCUUCCAGCAUUACAGCUAGUUUACCAGUCAGAUCCUCCAGUCUGGUCCAUAGACCUCUCAGAGAGAAAGGCCUCCCUCCUCCUAGAAGUGCUGAAACUCCAACCAGAGAAGAAACCAGUAGAGCUGAAGGGUUGGUCAGAUGAAGAGAGUGAAGUGAGGAGUUUUCUUCAGUGUCUGGCCCACAUCUCACAGCUGAGGUUCUAUCCACACUGGCCUGAUCCCUCAAAGCAGAUCAAGUUCCUGGUGGAUCUCCUGUCUCAAGCUGCAGAGUGGGAGGAGCAGACAGGAGAGAAGACACUGAAGCUGGUAUCAUCAGUGUGUACUUACAGAAACUUUCCUUUUCCCUAUCGAAACAAUUCUGAACAGAGUGAUUUCCUGCUGGAUCUGUACUCACAUGUGAAGGACUAUAAGACUCAAACAGGCAGGAGUGUCCUUCCAGCAUUACAGCCAGUUUACCAGUUAGCCAGUCCUGCAGUCUGGUUCAUAAACCUCUCAGAGAGAAAGGCAUCCCUCCUCCUAGAAGUGCUGAAACUCCAACCAGAGAAGAAACCAGUAGAGCUGAAGGGCUGGUCAGAUGAAGAGAGUGAAGUGAGGAGUUUCCUUCAGUGUCUGCCCUACAUCUCACAGCUGAGGUGAGUCUGAAUAUGUGUGGUGGUUAGUGAUUAUGUGAUGCUAGUGGUUAUUAUCUUGUAGAAACAUUUUGUAGAAACUCC